AUGGAGUGUUUUCUUCUUGUUCCUCUGCUUGCCUUCAUUUUGUUUCUUCAUCUGUGCUUCUUUAGCCCUUCAAACAACCCAAAGAGGUUAUUACCACCAUCUCCAACAAAGCUUCCAAUCAUAGGAAAUCUCCAUCAACUCGGAUCGCUUCCUCACCGUUCUCUCCAUAAACUAUCGAAAAAAUAUGGUCCAGUCAUGCUACUUCACUUUGGCAGUAAGCCAGUGAUUGUUGCUUCCUCUGUAGAUGCUGCUCGCAAUAUCAUGAAAACUCACGAUCUCGUUUGGUCAAAUAGACCUAAAUCUAGCAUCGCUGAUAGACUCUUUUAUGGCUCUAAGGAUGUGGCAUUUAGUCCCUAUGGUGAAUACUGGAGACAAAUUAGAAGUGUUACGGUGCUUCACCUUCUGAGCAACAAAAGAGUCCAAUCUUAUCGUCGUGUGAGAGAAGAAGAAAUAUCAAACAUGAUUGAUAAAAUUAGGCAACAAUGUGAUUCUUCAAAUUCAGUUGUGAUAGAUUUGAGAGAUGUUUUUAGUUGUAUGACUAAUAACAUAAUCAGCAGAGUGGCCAUAGGAAGGACAUACAAUGAAGGGGAAAGUGAAAUUGCUGUUAAGGCUCUCAUAGAAGAACUUCUUAUACUUAUAGGUACUUUCAACAUUGGGGAUUAUAUUCCAUGGCUUAAAUGGCUCAAUAAAAUCAAUGGUCUGAACACUAGAGUGAACAAAGUAGCUAAAGAUUUGGAUGCAUUCAUAGAGAGCGUGAUUGAAGAACGCAAGAUUAGGAACAAGAAAGCAGAAUGCAGUGCGGGUGAAGCUAAAGAUUUCGUGGGUGUUUUGCUGGAAAUUCAGAAUGGAAAGGAGACUGGUUUUCCUCUUCAAAUAAACUCAUUGAAAGCUCUAGUUUUGGAUGCGUUUGUUGCUGCCACAGAAUCAACGUAUACAGCUUUGGAGUGGAUAAUGACAGAGCUUUUGAGGCACCCAAGAGUUAUGAAAAAAUUACAGGACGAAGUGCGAGAAUUAGCCCAAGGGAUAACAGAGAUAACAGAGGACGACUUAGGAAAUAUGCAGUAUCUAAAAGCAGUGAUCAAAGAAACUCUCAGGCUUCAUCCACCGGCUCCACUAUUAAUUCCUCGAGAAUCAAUGGAAGACGUAAAAUUACUAAACUAUGACAUACCUGCUAAAACUCAAGUCAUUAUUAAUGCUUGGGCUAUUGGAAGAGACCCAUUGUCGUGGGAUGAUCCAGAAGAGUAUAGGCCAGAGAGAUUCUUAAACAGUGAUAUUGAUGUGAAAGGGCUAAACUUUGAGUUGAUUCCGUUUGGAGCUGGCAGAAGGGGAUGCCCAGGAACUGUUUUUGCUAUUGUGGUAAUUGAGCUAGCAUUAGCAAAGAUUGUGCACAAUUUCAAUUUUGCAUUACCAAAAGAAGAAGAUUUGGACAUGACUGAAUGCCAUGGGCUCACUGUUAGUAUGAAAUCACCUUUGCUUUCUGUGGCUACUCCAUGCUCUAGCUAG
Molecule: messenger RNA, 1503 nt
Organism: Solanum stenotomum
Lineage: Eukaryota; Viridiplantae; Streptophyta; Magnoliopsida; Solanales; Solanaceae
Product: cytochrome P450 71A3-like
Exons: 2
Coding region: 1-1503 (500 amino acids)
Molecular function (GO): iron ion binding; oxidoreductase activity, acting on paired donors, with incorporation or reduction of molecular oxygen; monooxygenase activity
Source: RefSeq, a predicted model, not a curated record